AAGUAAACGCAGUCCCAGUAUAAAACCCUACCGUGGUGCACCGUCCCACAUUGUUCAAGCUCUGAGGGCACAGCGACCAUGAAGGCUGUUGUGAUCGCCCUGCUGGUGGCAGUCCUGUGUGCGAGGCAAGCUUCCUCACUGUUUUGCUACACGUGCGACAAUGAGCACUCCAACUGGAACUGUCUUAAAACCUACAAGUGUGAAGACCAUGAGAAAUACUGUACAACCACGUACAGCAGUGCUGGAUUAGGCAAGGACAUGGGAUAUCGCAUCACCAAGAAAUGUUCUGCAGACUGUCCUGAGACAAACGUGAACUUCGGCGUGGCGGCUUAUUCCACCAAAUGCUGCAAAACCUCCCUGUGCAAUUUCAGUGGGGCCAACAGCAUAAAAAUCAGCUAUGGUGUGAUGCUCCUGGGAAUUGUGGCCAGUAUGAUCUGUGUCAUCAGGGCCGGAUUGUGAUGAGGGGUGGGCGAAGAUAUGACAACCCAAGAACCUACAAGGUAUUCCCCCAGCUAGGAAAUGAAUAUCCUCUGUCAAAUGUCCCCAACAGAGUCUAUGCUACCCUGUUUUUUUCCAAGACAUUAUUUCAGGUCCCAUCCACAAAAUGGUGUGGCAGCGUAGCUCCUCUUUUUUUUCCCCUGUAUCAUUUGUUGUUUUGUACUAAUUUUCCCUGGGAAAGCUCUUUUGAUAGCAUAUGUAUGACAAUUGUCAGGCAAAAUAAAGAUUUAUGUUAUUCUAGAG
Molecule: messenger RNA, 741 nt
Organism: Calidris pugnax (ruff)
Lineage: Eukaryota; Metazoa; Chordata; Aves; Charadriiformes; Scolopacidae
Product: lymphocyte antigen 6E-like
Exons: 3
Coding region: 79-459 (126 amino acids)
Molecular function (GO): acetylcholine receptor inhibitor activity
Source: RefSeq, a predicted model, not a curated record